CCAGGAGGGUCGACCGGCCCGCGCGGAGCGGCCCGCGCCCGCGGGCCACGGGGGCGCGCGGCGCGCUCUCCCCGCGGGGCGCGCGGGGCCCCGGGAGGGGGCCGCUCGGGAUAGCCAUGGACUCCAUCGGCGUGCUCGUCCCCUCGGACCGGAUCGCCCGCGUGAUCGGUAAGGCCGGCUUUGGCCUGAAGCAGAUCAGGGAGAUGACGGGCGUGAAGGUGAACGUGCAGGAGAGCGGCGGCGAGUCCGACGUCGAGUCACGCCGUAUGGACAUCAGCGGGUCAACGGAGCAGAUUGCGCUGGCGUUCGCCUUGGUCAUGAACAAGGCCUACACUGGGAUGCAGGAUGUGAACCAGACAAUUUGCAUCCCGCAGGACAAGGCCGGCGGUGUCGUCGGCAAGGGCGGGGACAAUCUGAAGAGGGUACGGGAGGAGUGCCGGGUCCGCGUCUCGCUGGAACGCGACCCAGUUGUGAACGCCGAGAAGGGUGUGGAGGGGCUGAUGCUCCACAAACGCGCCGUGGCUAAUGGAGGCACUUCAGACUUUGAUCCUGAACGCCCGUGGGAGUACUCCUUCAGGGCGUUGGAAGACGACGUGAAGUUCUGGCGCCGCGAGCUCGAGGAGCCCGCAUUGCUCAUCAAGACUGGGGGCAACAACAUCCAGGAGAGCUUGUCCGACGACGCACUCACGUCACGUGGGGCUGGCGGUCAGGGCGGGGGCGGCCGCGGCUCUGGAGCUGACCGCUCCAGCGCUGGUUCUCGGCCUCCCCCCCAGCUUCGUGGUGGCGGAGCCGAUCGUUUCGACUUGGCUCCGAAGCGCCAGAAGCACGAGGUCGACAGCGACGGGUUCUUCAUCAAGAACCGCAACGGCAAGUUCAUCUGCAAGGAGUACCAGCAGGGCAGCUGCGAGGGCAAGCACCUCCAGUGCCCCAAGGACCCCCGGAAGGUUCACCAGUGCAACAGGUGCCUCAGGCAGGGGCACGGCUCGAAGGAUUGCCGCCAGCCGUUUGCCAAGGACCUGAAGGGCAAGGGCAGCGGCAAGGAUCGGAGUUCGGAUAGCUUCGCGGACUGGUGCCGCUGCCUGGGCGGCUUGCUGGGUUUCGACGUUGCUGUGUUCAUGGCGGACGCCACCUCCGGCGUCGACCUGGCGGAUGAUAUCAUCUGGAACCAGAGGCCGACCAUGUGCAACCCGCUUCGCGAGCAGGCCGCCGAUGUCAAGGCAGCGGAGCGGAAAUCGCGCGAUCCAGAUUGGGCAGUGCCGCAGUGGCUGAUGACCUCAGGCGUGCCGGGAGGAUUGCGUGUCCACCCGGAAGAUUGCCAUAUUUUUCUUCGCACGGACGUGAACGCGCAGGCGCCGGAAGAGCUGGCCACAGACUACGGUCAUCACCAGGCUUACCGUUCCGUUGAGGAGGACGACGAAGCAUGGAAUGAUAUAAUGGCCCUGGUGCAGCGCGGUUGGCUCCGGCAGUGCGACUCGCUUGGCGAGGUGGCGGCUUCUCUGGAUGGCGAGGCGCCCGUUCUCAGCAAGUUCGGGGUAGUUGUCAAAACCCGGAACGGUCGCAUCAAGCGACGCCUCAUCUUGGACAGCAAGGUGUCCGGCGUCUCGGCCGCCACGUCCAAACUGGAACGCGUGCUGUUGCCUAAGCUCCUGGACGUGGCGGCCGACGUGCUCGACGUGAUAGCGGCUAACACUGUGCAGGCGGCGCAGAGCCGCGACGCGGGGGCGGAGUUCUUCGUCCUCGUCUUCCAAGACGCAUUUUGGCACAUGCCGCUGCCGAGCGGGGCUGCCGGCGGCGUGUGGCUGUGGGUGCCAGACGAGGAGGAUCAGGUCGAGAAGACCAACGACAGGGUGCAGCGCAGGUGGCGCCACGUGGUGGCGAAGGUGCUGAAGCAGAGGUACCUGAGGGGUUUCUGGUCGGUGCUCGGUGAGUACCUCAAGUACGUCAAGUCAGCGGUGGAGGCGCUGAGGCUUCAGAAUGCACAGUUGACGCAGCAGGCCGAGCAGAUGCAGCAGCAGAAUGUUCAGAUCAGGACGGAGCUCGCUCGGCAGGUCCAGGCUCAGGGAGAUCUACCACGGCUGGCCGAGCAGCUCGGCGAUGCGGUGCAGAAGCUGUCAGAUGAAAGAAAAGAGAAGUCUUCUGCGCCGGCCUUUUCCCUUGUGGACACCAAGGGGCUGGGCAAGCCCUCCAUCUUCAAGAAUGAGGAAGCGAAGUUCCUGGAGUGGUACCGCAAGACGAACGCGUACCUGACGGCAGUCUUCGGAGAGCAGUUCCGCAAGCUGCUGGAGUGGGUGGAGGAUCAGGCGCAGGAGACCACGGUGAUUAGCAUGGAGGUUCUGGAGGCAAGGUUCGGCAGUGACGACGAUGACGAGGAUGAGUUCAUUCCAGACCUCCGCGAGAAGGUCAGCCAACUGUACGUGGCACUCCAGACGCUGACAGAAGGUGAGAGCUUCGCCCUAGUGAUGAACACUCCCAAGGGCAACGGCGCUGAGGCGAUGAGGAAGCUCAUCAGGCGCUGGGACCCCGCGUCUGGGGGCAAGCGCCGCGUGCUCUUGAAGCAGAUGAUGAACCCGCAGCGGUGUACCCUCAGCGACCUGUACGCCAAGCUCGAGGAGUGGGAGGAGCUCAUCCGCAGGUACGAGCGGAAGAAGGCAGACGGCCUGGGCAAGGUGGUCGACGAUGACGUGAAGGUUGCAGCCCUGGAGACGAUGGUGCCGGAAGAGCUCGAACUCCACCUCGCGAUGAACAAGCAUCGGUUGGACACGUCGGAGAAGGUCGUAGAGGAGAUCAGGAGUUUCCUCGAGUCGAGACAGUCGCAAGGUGCCCUACUCCGACGGAAGCGAGGUGACCCAAUGGACGUUGACUCGCUGUACAAAGGAAGCAAGGGCAAGUCCAAAGGUAAGGGUGACAAGAACGGCAAGAAGGGCCAGACCACCAAGCCGCGUGACAAGCGGACGGUGCAGUGCUGGCGCUGCAGUGGCUGGGGCCAUACGUCUAAUGAGUGCACAGCCCGCUUGACUGGCGGGAAGACCGGCGACGGCAAGGGCAGCAAAGGCAAAGGCAAGGGCAAGGACGCGGACAAGGACAAAGGCAAGGGCAAGAGUCGCCGCUGGGACACCAACUCCUUCGAGCCCGGUGCCGCGUCGAGCUCGAGCCAGCCGGUCUACGGAGACAACUGGGGCGAUGGCAACAACAGCACGAUCACCAGCCUACCGCCCUCAGCGAGCCAGGUGGGUUCCACGAACCUUGGCUCCUUCGAGCUGUGUACGUUCGAGCUCAACAGCUUCGACGAGACCAUCGACGACCAGGAGUGGAUCAGGUUCACGUUCGACUCGGGCGCGGCCGUGACCACCUUCCCCGAGGACACCAAGGGCGAGCGGCUCCCGGCCGAUCCGAAUGCGAGCUAUCGGACGGCCAGCGGUGAGAUCAUAGCAGACUCGGGCGGUGUAUGCAUCCAAGGGCGAUCCGAGUGGAGCGAGCCGAUCAGGCUGAAGGCACGCCUGGCCAGCAUCCACAAGCCGCUGGUCUCGGCCUCGCAGACUCACCGCGCGGGCCGGGCCACCUGGCUGACGAAGGAGGGUGGCUACAUCCUCCCGGCCGGCUCGGACAUCGUGAACCGCGUCGACGCUCUCAUUCGUGACGCUGUGUGGAGUGAGUCGGGCGUGGUGCCGCUGUAUGUUGAGAAGGGCGUCUACGCAGGCUACAUCAAGAAGAACGAGGAAGGCCACGUCAGGAGAGUCACGUUCGGCGACCACCGCGAGAGCUGGGACUUGUGCCCGGUCGAAGUCGCGCGCCGUGGCAGGGCGCCGACGCAGGCAGAGCGGGAGCAGCACUUGGCAUCGGGACACGCGGUCUACCGCUCGUGGUGCGAGGAGUGCGUGCGGGCAGCCGGCCUUGGCGCCCAGCGCGCCAGGCGACCUGAGGAUCGUGAUGACGCCGACCCGGUCGUCAGCAUGGACUUCGCCUUCGUCGGGGAGAAGGUCCCGGACGUAGAGGACGACGGCUCCAUCCCCAUCUUAGUGGUGACGGACCGCAAGUGCGGCAUGAAGGGGGCGACCGCCGUCAAGGACAAGACCGCGUCCGACUUCGUAGUCAAGUGGCUCGUGGGCUUCUUGAAGCACCUCGGGCACCGCCGUGUCGUGCUCAAGUCCGACGGCGAGGCGAGCAUCUGUGCGAUCAAGAAUGCGGUGAUGGUUGGUGUGGGCCAGCAUGUCGAGUGCAUCCCGCAGGAGUCGCCCAAGGGCGAGCACAAGAGCAACGGCGAGGUCGAAGCCAGCGUGAAGGAGGUGAAGAAGGUCAUCCGAGCGAACUUCUUCUCCAUGCAGAAGUCCUUCGGCUUCGAGGUCUCGCCAGGGCAUCCCAUCGUCAGGUGGCUGCCCCAGUUUGCCGCGGACUCCAUCUCCAAGUUCAGGCUCGGCGUUGACGGCAUGUCGGCCGAGCAGCGGAGGUGCGGCCGCCCCUGGAGGAAGUUCGCGGCGGAGUUCGGCGAGAGGGUGCACUAUCGACCUCUCGGAGUCGGAGACGAGAGGAGCACGCUGGCCCCCAAGAUGCUCAUGGGGCACUUCGUGGGCUACCACUCGCGGACAGGCGCACUGCUCGUCAUGACGCAGUCGGGCGUGGUGCGGGCCCAGGGCUUCAAGCGCCUGCAUCGAGCCCAGGCAUGGUCGCCGGAGACGCCAGGGUCAUGGGGCAAGCUUGCUGGACUGCCGUGGGAGGUUUCCCCCGCGGUGUUGCUCGCACAGCCCGCAGGCCCGAUCAUCGUGACUAGAGACACGCAGGAGGACCACGACACUGUGGUCAGGAGACGCUACGUACUCAAGAAGGACAUCGAACGCUUCGGAGCUACUCCGGGGUGUCCAGGCUGCGCGGACCUCAUGGCAAGGGGGUCGGCGCGGGUCGCGCACUCCCAAGAGUGCCGCGAUCGCAUCGAGGCCGAGCUGAUGAAGGACUCGGCAGGCCAGCGGAGACUGGCGGAGCACCACCUGAGGGCGAGUGCUCGUGAGGCUCAGGCGGAGGAGAGCGCGGCGCAGCCGGCGCCCCAGCCUGGAGCAGCCGCAGCCAGCGGCGGAGGAGCCGCUGCGGCCAGCAGCGGAGGAGGCGCCGCGGCAGGACCCGGCGCAGACGUGGCCAUGGCAGGUCCACGUGCAAGCGCCCCGGCGACGCCACAGGCAGCAUCGAGGAAGCGUGCUGCGAGCGUGUCCGCCGAGGAGCGCCGCCCGCCGCAGUUGCGAGACGGGCCGAGAGGGCUCAAGAGAGCUGGGAGCGAGCCGGACCUCCACGGGCAGAUGAUCGUGGACGGAGGCUCGAGCUCGUCGGCUGGACCGGCGAGCGCGGCAGUGUCCGCCGGGCUGGUGCAGCCCGCGCCUAGCCCAGAGGGGGCUAGAGGAGGUGGCGACAUGGAGGACUUGGCAGGACCAGCUGCACGAGCUGGCAGCUCCAUGGACGUCGGCGCCUUUGACGAGGUCAAGGGCAAGAUCUACAAGGAGAUCCUGGCGCUGGUGAGCGCCACGGACUUGAUCGGCGACAACGUCAUGUCGAUCAAGGAGCUGAAGGAGGUGUCCGCGCUGUUGACCGAGAUCAACGGGGUCGACCUCGCGGAGGUCUACUCGCCAGAGCGCUUCAAAGAGAAGGCGCUCGGCAUGGGCCUGACGGCAGGCCUCGCGGCGGACCUCUACACCGGCUGGGACUUGCUUCGCGAGGACCACCGCCGAGCAGUCAUGAAGAAGCUGCUGGAGGAGGACCCUCUCCUCACCGUGACCUCUCCGCCGUGCACGGUUUUCUCCAAGCUCAGGCAGCUCAGCAACUUCAAGCGGGACGAGGGCAUCGUGGCUUCCGAGGUCCUCGAGGGCGAGACACACCUGGAGUUCUCCAUGAAGGUGUGCGAGAGCAGGCAUCAGCGAGGAGCACUUUUCUUGCAUGAGCACCCCUGGGGAGCAUCCUCCUGGUCGCGGCCGUGCGUCCAGAGGGUCAAGGAGUUGCCGGGCGUGUACUCUGUGCGCGGCCCGAUGUGCCGCUGGGGCCUCCACGCUCGGGGGCCCGAUGGGCGAGAGGCAUUCGUGCGCAAGGAGACGGGCUGGCUGACGAACUCGCAGGUCUUGGCCGACAUCUUUGCUGGGGAGUGCCGUUGCCAGUCCAUCGGGGGCGAACCCUACCGGCACGUGCACUUGAUCGGCGACAGGAGGGCUCGAAGGGCGCAGGUGUACCCACCCCGCCUGGUCAGAGCCAUCCUUCGCGGCCUCGGGGAGGAGCUUCGACUUCGAGAAUCGCUGUCUGACCUGGCAGGCUUCACCGCCGGGCCCUCGCCUCACGCCGAGGAUAUGGACCAGGAGGCGGAGGCGUUCGUGGACGACGUCCGCGGGGGCUUCCUCGACCCGCUGAAGGUGAAGGAGGCCAGGGCUGAGGAGCUGGAGUGGUGCCGCAGCCGUGGAGUGUGGAAGAAGGUUCCACGCCGCGAGAUGGAGGCGGAAGGAGGUCGUGCCAUCGACACGCGGUGGAUUGACACCAACAAGGGGGACCUCGAGCGACCGUUGUACCGCUCGAGGCUCGUGGCACGGGAGAUGAAGGUUCGCCGGCGCGCCGAGGGGCUGCUGCCGCCGCAGCAGGACCUCUUCUCGGGGACGCCACCGCUGGAGGCGUUCAAGGCGCUGGUCAGCCUUUUCCUCAGCAGGGUGUUCGAGCAGUUCCAGAGCUCGGAGCCCCGCGAGGUGCUGUACAAGUUCUACGACGUGUUGCGUGCCCAUUUCUACGGGCACGUGCAGAGGCGUCUCUGGGUGGAGCUUCCGCCCGAGGAGCGCCAGGACGAGGAGGAGCCACUCGUCGGACUUCUGCUUCGCACGAUGUACGGCACGAUGGAUGCGAGCCAGGUCUGGCAGGGUGACUAUGUCGAGCUGCUCAAGUCCGUCGAGUUCCUGCAAGGGAAGUCGAGUCCCGCCAUCCUGUGGCACCCAGGGCGUGACAUCGCCCUCGAGGUGCAUGGCGACGACUUCGGCGUGCUGAUGUAUGCAGACGACGAGGCCUGGUUUGACGAGCUGUUGAAGAAGUACGACUACAAGGUCACGGGCCGCCUAUCAUCGGCGGCCGAAGGGGUCCAGAGCACGGUCUACCUGAACCGCGUGCUCAUCUGGGAUCCCGCCGCAGGUGAAGCACGCAUCGAGUCGGACGUCCGCCACGUGGACAUGAUCUUUCGGGACCUGCACCUGUGCGACGCCAAGCCGGUGCAGACGCCUGCGGUCAAGAAGAGUGUGACCGAGAUGAUCGAAGCCUCGCAGUCCCAGACGCUCGAUGACGCACAGUCCAAGCUCUACCGCUCGCUGGUCAUGCGGGCGAGCUACAUCGGGCAGGACAGACCGGACCUCAGCUACAUAGCGUCUUCUCUGGCCAAGUCGAUGAAGACGCCACGUGAGUCGGACAUGAUGGACCUGAAGCGCCUUGGGAGAUACCUCAAGCAGGCCAGGGCAGGCUCACUGGUAUUCAAGCUGCAGGAGGCCCCCAAGCGCAUCGAGAUCUUCGUAGACGCUGACUGGGCUGGCGAGGCUACCACCAGGAAAUCACGCAGUGGCAUGAUGCUCAUGCUCGGCUCUCAUCUUGUGAAGCACGCUUCCACGCAGCAGACCACGGUGGCGUUGUCUUCUGGGGAGUCCGAGUAUUAUGCGAUGCUGAAGGGUGCAAGCCACGCUUUGGGGCUCCAGUCUAUGCUCCAAGACUUCGGCGUGCAGCACCUAGAGAUGCCACUACUGCGCAGCGACAGCGUGGCGGCCGAGGGCAUCGCCACGCGGCAGGGCCUUGGCGCGGUCCGCCACAUCGACACGAGAUUCUUGUGGCUGCAGGACCAGGUCAAGGCAGGCAAAGUGGAGAUCAAGCACGUGCCGGGACUCCAGAACCCGGCCGAUGCAUUCACGAAGGCUCUGGAUCAGACACAUCUGAGACGGCAUUUUGAGGCUAUGGGCUUUAAGGUGCGCGACGAGGGCAGCCGGCUCCAUCGCACUCUCUAG
Molecule: messenger RNA, 7988 nt
Organism: Prorocentrum cordatum
Lineage: Eukaryota; Dinophyceae; Prorocentrales; Prorocentraceae
Source: the annotation of a GenBank genome assembly